Sorghum bicolor (sorghum) is the source of this 2219-nucleotide messenger RNA. Its product is annotated as aspartyl protease APCB1-like. The record is from RefSeq and is a predicted model, not a curated record. Gene Ontology annotation, molecular function: aspartic-type endopeptidase activity. The transcript is spliced from 9 exons. Gene Ontology annotation, biological process: proteolysis. NCBI's taxonomy places the organism in Eukaryota, Viridiplantae, Streptophyta, Magnoliopsida, Poales, Poaceae. The coding region runs from base 255 to 1859 and encodes 534 amino acids.
GCAGCCGGGGACGGGGACGGGGUCGUCGGGACUUGGCCUUCGGAGCGGACCGGUGAUCGAUUCAUAUACCAAACCCAGGCCGCGAAACAAACCAGUCGCCGACCUCCUUCCCUUCCCUUCCCUUCCCUUCCCUCGCAGACACGACACGCAGCUCGCGUGGCAGCACUGCGUUUGCAGCGCGCGCGCCGCCCUGCUUCUCUUGUUCUCCUACCGCUCGCGAUCACCCGGCCCGCUAAGCUGCGCGCUCGCGCGACAUGGCCGCCGCCACGCCGCCGGUGACGUCGCCGCCGGGUCCACGGAAGGAGGACGCGCGCCCGCGGCUUCCCAACGGAUACGUUAUGAUCGUGGUCCCCAACGACGGCCGCGACUUGCCCGCCUCCUCUCCUCCGCAUGACGGCUACGACGGCCCAGACAAGGAGGAUGAGGAGGAGGAGCCGCGGGCGACGUCCUCGCUGUGGCGACCCGCGGUGCUGGCGCUGGCGGCGCUCGCGGCAGUGGCGGCGGGCUACGUCUGCCUGCAGUACGCGGGCGGGGACGCCGCCGGCGCGGCUUGGCGGCUCUUGGAGACGCGGGAGGAGGACGGCGACGGCCGCGGCCGCAGGUCCUUCCUGCUGCCGCUCUACCCGAAGCCACGCCGCGGCGGGGCUACGAAGCUGGCCAGCGGCGGCGACUGGCCGCACAAUUCCACCGCCAACCUCUUCCCGGAAGGGUGCGUGCGUGCAGCCUCCGCAAGAAUUCGGAUGUACUACACUACUGUCUCUUUGGGCAAUCCACCAAGGCCUUAUUUUCUUGAUGUUGAUACUGGGAGCCAUACAACAUGGAUUCAGUGCGAUGCGCCAUGCACAAGCUGUGCAGAGGGAGCUCACCCUUUAUAUAGGCCCGCGCCAGCGAAUCUAGUUCCUGCCAGUGAUCCACUUUGUCAACGAGUCCAACAUGACAACCCAAAUCAGUGCGACUAUGAUAUCAGUUUUGCCGACGGAAGCUCCUCUAUGGGCGUUCAUGUAAGGGAUAAUAUGCAGUUCAUCAGUGAAGAUGGCGAAAGGGAAAAUGCAGACAUUGUGUUUGGGUGUGGAUACGAUCAACAAGGAAUUCUUCUGAACAGACUAGAAAAUACUGAUGGAAUUCUCGGCCUGAGCAACCGGGCACUGAGCCUUCCUACACAGCUAGCCAGCCGGGGUAUUAUUUCCAAUGUUUUUGGUCACUGUAUGACGAGAGAUCCCAGUGGUGGUGGUUAUUUGUUUCUUGGUGAUGAUUACCUUCCCAGAUGGGGAAUGACUUGGGUCCCUAUCCGAGAUGGUCCAGCAGAUGAUAUACGCAGAGCCCGAGUCCAGCAAGUAAACCACGGGGAUCAGCAACUCAAUGUGCAAGGGAAGUUGAUUCAAGUGGUCUUUGACACUGGGUCCACAUAUACAUAUUUCCCAAAUGAGGCGCUUACAAAAUUGAUAUCUUCGCUGAAGGCUGCAUCCCCACGAUUUGUACAAGAUGACGCAGACAAAACACUUCCUUUCUGCAUGAAGGCUGAUUUUCCAGUGAGAUCUGUGGAUGAUGUGAAACAUUUUUUCAAGCCUUUGAGUCUGCAAUUCGAGAAACGAUUUUUCUUCUCCAGAACCUUCAACAUUCGUCCUGAAGAUUACUUGGUCAUCAGUGAUAAGGGCAAUGUCUGCCUGGGGGUGCUCGAUGGAACAACGAUUGGUUAUGAUUCAGUAAUAAUAGUCGGAGAUGUUUCUCUUCGUGGAAAAUUGAUUGCUUAUGACAAUGAUAAGAAUGAGGUCGGGUGGAUUGAUUCAGACUGCAGCAACCCUCAACAAAGCAGGAUUCCUUCCUUCCUGCGACGAGCGUUGCACAACCAACUUCUGUAAAUACUACACAGAUGCUACUGUGAAAUCGGCUGACCAUGCUUGUUCUUACAGACGUACAAUCCUGUGUCUGAAUUCUGAAACUGCCAUGGAAAUGGAACCCUCCUCUUCUUUGGCUAUAAUCGUGUGGCGGAAUGUAACUAUAAGAUAGAAGAAUGGUUACAAGACGAGGAAAUAGAAAGAAAAGGUAGAUAAGCAUAGCUAGGAUAUUGUACUUUGUAUUCCCGUUGUCUGUAUAUAGUCAAAAGAAGCAGUCAUGUUUGCUAUGUUGUAGAGAUCUCUCACUUUGUAAGAUUAAAGUGGGGAAGCAUAAUCGAUAGCAGUUGUGGUAUUUCAUUUUUAAAAAAGUUGGCACUUGUGAUA